UGUCCUUAAGACAAGAAAUAAAAAAACAAGAGUGUAUCCAGUUGGCAAAAUUACUACAAAAACAAGAACUAUGCCAAUAAAAAAAUUGUUAAAUGAUUCAAUUGAGGAAUGCAAUCAAAACAUUAACAAAGAAAACUUAGUAAAUAGAGUAAUGAAGACAUGUUCAGAACUUAAAAUUACAAUAAUAACAAACGUUACUUCAAACAUAACUCAAAUACCACCAUGGUUCAACAUUUAUCAAAACACAGAGACCAAUUUUAUGCAAAAUCUCACUAAAGAUACAUCAGAAGAAAUAAUAAGAAUCCAGUUCAACAUGAUGGACAAAACAAUAUACAAAGAUCAUAAAAAGAUAUUUACUGAUGGCUCCAAAACAGAAGAAGCAAAUUCCACAUCAGCAGCAAUUUUCAUUAAAGAUAAAAAUAUCACAACUAUGUGGAAAUUACCAAAAGAAACACAGGUAAUUGAGGCAGAGCUUUUUGCCAUAAAAGAAGCUUUAACCCAUUCAUAUAUUACAAACAACAAGAUAAAAAACUCAGUGAUAUACACAGACUCAAAAUCAGUACACUCCAUUCAAAAUACCAACCCCAAGAAAUACAAAAAUAUAAUAUUUGAAAUACAUUCAAUAAUUUUAAGCCUAAUGGAAAACAAACAUAAAAUAAUGAUACAGUGGAUACCAGCACACAAAAAUAUAAAAGGUAACGAAAUAGCUGACCUUGCAGCAAAAACAGCACAUAAUAUAAAUGAAACUUUCAACAUAACUAAAGAUAUAUCGAAUGUAAUAAAAGAAAUUAAGAACAAAAGCCUUAAGAAUUGGGAAGAAUAUUUAACUAAUGCCCUAAACACAAAAAAUUACUAUUUAAAAAACACCAGUCCUCAACCAUGGACAAGAUCCAAAAAUAGAAAAUUAGACACAUGUAUAACAAGAAUAAAAACAAAACACACCAGACUAAAACACCAUCUUCAUAGAAUAAAAAUUGAAACUGAUCCAUUUUGCAGAUGGUGUCUUAAUCAAGAAGAAACAGUGGAACAUAUAUUUCUCCAUUGCCCAAGAUUUAACUCAAACAGAGUGGUUCUUCUCGAAGCAUUAAAGAAAAUAAAAAUCAGCAAUCCUAAUGUAAAACAACUGAUUACAGGAGAAGAUUUACCAGAGGAUCAGAAGUACUACAUAUUAAGACAUACAAAAAUAUUCCUACUAAAAACAAAAAUCAUAGACAUAAUAUAAAAAGAAAGAAGAAUUAAGAAAAGGUUUCGGGGGAUAUAGACAAAAAAAGAGUCUAAAACCCUAUAAAAGAAGAAAGAAGAAA
Molecule: messenger RNA, 1304 nt
Organism: Penaeus indicus
Lineage: Eukaryota; Metazoa; Arthropoda; Malacostraca; Decapoda; Penaeidae
Exons: 2
Coding region: 71-1222 (383 amino acids)
Biological process (GO): DNA replication, removal of RNA primer
Molecular function (GO): nucleic acid binding; RNA-DNA hybrid ribonuclease activity
Source: RefSeq, a predicted model, not a curated record